AUGACGGUCCUUCAUGCCUGCGAAAUCGCCGGCGUCGAUAUCCCUCGAUUUUGCUACCACAGUUGCCUCUCCAUUGUCGGAAAUUGCCGCAUGUGCCUCGUCGAGGUUGAGAAAACACCCAAACCCGUCGCCUCUUGUGCCAUGCCCGCUCUUCCCGGGCAAGAUGACCAGAUUCCUGGGCGCGAUUCCGUCGAAAGUGGAAAUUUGAACCAACUAAGGCAAGACUAUAAUGAUAACCCGUCUUUUUUGGCUACACCUUCCAGUUCAGGCAAGACGCUUCUCCACUAUGCUGUCAUGGCAGGACAAGUGGAAAUCGUAAAGUUCUUAGUGCCAUUAAUGCCACCUAGCACACUUGAAAUGAAAGAGGAUAAGAACAACUACACAGCUCUAGCUCUUGCAGCUAUUACAUCAGGAAACACCAAAAUCGCAGAGUACAUUGUCAAGGGAAGAUCUAGAGACUUGGUUGGCAUUGAGGAUAAGAAUGGCUUUAUUCCAGUUGUACUGGCUUCUGCCAAAGGCCAUAAGCACAUGACUCGCUAUCUUUUCAAAAAUACUUUAAUACCGGAUUUAAAAAAAAAUAAUGGCUAUAAUGGAGUUUACCUCCUCUGCAACUAUAUCGCUUGGAAAUUGCUCAACCGGUACGAUGAUUUGCCUACUGAUUUGGAAGUUGAUGGGUCACCCCGCCCCUUGACUGCUUUGGCUAGAGUUCCUUCAGCAUUCCCAAGUGGACGACCAGUUAAGUUCUGGGACUGUUUAGGUUAG
Messenger RNA from Quercus lobata, 762 nucleotides. RefSeq lists its product as uncharacterized. Gene Ontology annotation, molecular function: protein binding; NADH dehydrogenase (ubiquinone) activity; iron-sulfur cluster binding. Bases 1 to 762 code for a protein of 253 amino acids. Gene Ontology annotation, cellular component: membrane. The record is from RefSeq and is a predicted model, not a curated record. Gene Ontology annotation, biological process: ATP synthesis coupled electron transport. The transcript has 3 exons. NCBI's taxonomy places the organism in Eukaryota, Viridiplantae, Streptophyta, Magnoliopsida, Fagales, Fagaceae.